CCGACAUAAGAGUGAGUGUGCACGUUUUGUUUGUUAACUUCCAAAUUGCGUUUGUCAAGUGCGCAAAUCGCAAUGAGUGUUCCGAAUGCGGCUCUGAUGUCGGCGGCGGUGUUGACGACGAUUUCCUCACCAACAGCGUGUUCAGCAGAGCCCACCACUCUUGAGACUGGUGGCUCUACGUACCUGGUAGAGAAACGUCUUGGUGAUGGUGAGAGGAAAGUCAUAACCUGUUUUCGGUGUCCUCCUGGCACAUACUUUAAGGAGGAUUGCCAGGAAGAUUUUGGGCGCUCCGAGUGUGCAGAAUGUCCUGAGGGGACGUACUCUAAACACUACACUAGAGCACAUUCCUGUCGAAGGUGUAGUCUAUGGUGUCCCGACAAAAACCAAAUUAAAACAGGAAAGUGUUCAAAGACACAGGACAUUAAGUGCCAGUGUAAAACGUGCUACAGAUGGAUUGUGCUUUCUAAAAUACUGGGUAUUGGAUAUUGUAAAUCCAUACAUGCAACUGAGAUAGAGACCGUUUCAUUAGGAAACAAGGCAGGUGCACGUGACUCCACAGUCAAAAACAAGUACCUUAGGAGAUGUCCAAAAGUCAGUACUCCGGCAUCUGCGUGUAAUAAAAACCAGGAUUCGUUGUGUUCGACAGAUUCCCAUGUGAGUCACAUUCAAUCAACGUCUUUCAUCGGCACAUUUAUCAUCCUUGUGGCCUGGCUGCAGUUUUAGGUUCUUCGCUACAAUGAGCAGCUGAAGGAAACUACUCUAUGGUUCAAGCUGUCAAGUUCAAGUUUGAUCUGAUCCUUCUAAUUGUUAACAUUAUAAUGAAUUUGAAAUUCAACUUUAACAACCUUAAAGGUGCUAUGUCAAAGUUGCAUUAAUGGCCAUUCCUGCCAAAAAUAUUUAUUAAUUUUUGCUUUGAAACAAAGUUUAUACUUUCAGCUGUAUUAAUAUAUAUAUAU
Messenger RNA from Gigantopelta aegis, 956 nucleotides. Its product is annotated as tumor necrosis factor receptor superfamily member 1B-like. Gene Ontology annotation, molecular function: protein binding. Lineage: Eukaryota; Metazoa; Mollusca; Gastropoda; Neomphalida; Peltospiridae. The record is from RefSeq and is a predicted model, not a curated record. Bases 73 to 723 code for a protein of 216 amino acids. The transcript is spliced from 6 exons.